Molecule: messenger RNA, 1886 nt
Organism: Aedes albopictus (Asian tiger mosquito)
Lineage: Eukaryota; Metazoa; Arthropoda; Insecta; Diptera; Culicidae
Product: probable cytochrome P450 304a1
Exons: 4
Coding region: 250-1797 (515 amino acids)
Biological process (GO): xenobiotic metabolic process
Cellular component (GO): cytoplasm; intracellular membrane-bounded organelle
Molecular function (GO): oxidoreductase activity, acting on paired donors, with incorporation or reduction of molecular oxygen, reduced flavin or flavoprotein as one donor, and incorporation of one atom of oxygen; heme binding; iron ion binding
Source: RefSeq, a predicted model, not a curated record
CGCAAAGAUACUAAUGGGUGGUGCCGGCUGCCACACUGGAUGGUAGGUACUGCCUGCCUGAUACGCCGGGUAUAAAACGAAACCACCGGUCGCUAAACAGGUUCAGUAUCACAAAUCGUAUCUUCAAAGCGCAAUUUGUUCUCGCGUGUAUUCCGAUCUUCCGGUUUACUACAGUAGUGGACUGAAAACAAUUUCGAAUAAUUUUCAAAUUUAUAUCAUACAGAAGAGCACUGUACCCCAUCAACCACAAUGCUAUUAUCCCCGAGCACCAUCCUGUGGACCGUAGCGGCCGGUCUACUAGUCUACCGGUGCUUCCGCUUCGUGUUCGACCGCCCACCGAACUUCCCCAGCGGUCCACCUCGCCUCCCCCUAGUCGGAAGCUACCUCUUCCUACUGGCGGUCAACUACCGGCACCUCCAUCGGGCAGCCUUGCGCCUUUGCCACUUCUACCGCACCAAAAUCCUCGGAAUCUACCUCGGGGACUUUCCCUCGAUCGUAGUCAACGAUCUGGCCAUCGCCAAAGAAGUCCUCGCCCGCAGCGAGUUCGAUGGCCGCUCGGAUCUGUUCUUGGCCCGGAUGAGGGAGCGGAACUUCCUCCGAAGGGGGAUAUUCUUCACGCAGGGACCGCACUGGAAGGAGCAGAGGCGCUUCGUGCUGAGACAUUUGCGAGACUUCGGCUUCGGAAGACGGUUCGACGAGCUGGAGGCGGAGACUCACAACGAGAUCACGACCCUGCUGGAUGUGCUUCGGUAUGGGCCAAAAUACGAUCAUGAAAAGCUGUUUGCCGAAGACGGUUACGUCAAGUGUCCGGAUGUGUUCUACGGACUACUGGGCAACGUGUACUUUCAAGUGAUCUGUGGAGAGCGAUUCCAGCGGCAAGAUAUGGGACAGCUGUUUGAAACUGGCCGCCACGCAAUCAACUUCCAACAGAAGGGUGACGAUUACGGAACCAUCCUCAGCUAUCUGCCUUGGCUGAAGGACUACUUCCCGGAGGCCACCAACUAUCGCGUUCUCCGUGAAGUGAACAACCGGAUGAACGACCUGAUAGAGGCCAUGGUUGGCAAAUACCUGGCCUCAUAUGACGAUAAUCACAUGCGAUGCUUCCUGGAUCGGUACAUCUACGAAAUGAAACGAACCAAACCGCUGGAAGGGGAAGCCUUCACCUUUCAAUACGACCAGCUGGUAAUGAUCCUGUGGGACAUGCUCUUGCCCACCCUAUCCGGCUCAGCCAUCCAGCUUUCGAUGCUGCUGGAACGGAUGCUCCUGAACCCCCACGUAGCCCGUAAAGUUCAACAGGAACUGGACGAGGUCGUUGGCCAAGGCCGCCUUCCCACUCUGGACGACCGUAUCAAUCUCCCCUUCACAGAAGCUACUCUCCGCGAAGGGCUCCGAAUCGACACCCUGGUCCCGUCCGGCAUUUCUCACGUGGCCCUCGAGGACACCAAGCUGCGGGGCUACGACAUCCCCAAGGGUUGCUUCGUAAUGCUCGGACUGGACAUAGUCAAUAACCAGCGGGAGUUCUGGGGCGAUCCGGAAAACUUCCGACCGGAACGGUUUCUGGACGAAAGGGGUAACCUUUCGCUGCGGCAGGACAUCUCCGUUCCGUUUGGCGCCGGAAAGCGACUUUGCAUUGGGGAAACGUUUUCCCGGAAUACGCUGUUUUUGAUGUUUACCGCUUUGAUACAAAAUUUCAACAUUAGCCAAAGGAAGGGUGAUUCGCUGCCGGACUUGGGCAAGCGGAUAACCGGGGUGGUCACCUCGAUGAAGCCGUUUUGGGUUCGGUUCGAGGCGAGAUGAAUGGCGGAAGUAUUCCAACAUAGAAUUAAGCAGUUUUAGUGCAGUUAUAAAGACUUACCUCAAAUAAAGUAUAGUUGUUUUGUUAUCAA